CGGCGUCGAAGAUGGCGCGCCCUGCGUGCGUGCCUCGCAGUUCUGCAACCGCGGGCGCCACUGCCGCAACGGAUACGACGAGUCCCGCGAGGCCUGUGGGUGCAGAAUCGGGUACUUUCAAUGUUUAUUAUCGAAGAUGUGCAUCCGAGAAGAAUUGCGGUGCGACGGACGGCAGCACUGCGAUGACGACUCCGACGAGACUUAUUGCGAUGGAACAAAGUGGACAUAUGGCAAUAAAACCUGCCCAGAAGUUGAGACAACCUCGACAGCUCCGUUAGUGCCCGAAAAUAAUGGUUGUGGUGUUCACCACGAGUGUGGUGAUGGUUCCUGCGUGAGCCGCUACGAAGUUUGUGACGGCAUCAAGAACUGUUGUGAUGGCAGCGACGAGCGCAACUGCUCUUGCAGAGCAGGCAAACGAGCCUGUGGUAUUAAUAAAAGCAGUUUGCCGGGGGAAACGGACUGUGUACGUACAAUCCAGUUCUGCGAUGGUAGCAGACACUGCCGAAACGGAUACGACGAAUCCAUGGAGGCCUGCGGUUGCGGCGAAGGUUUCUUCCAGUGCUCGCUGUCCAAGCGCUGUGUGGAAGUAGAUUUCCUGUGUGACGGACGCGAAGAUUGUGACGAUGGUUCUGAUGAAAAAUCUUGCGGUUGCGGAAUUCACCACGAGUGUGGCGAUGGUUCUUGCGUGAGCCGCUACGAAGUCUGCGACGGCAUCAAGAACUGUUGUGAUGGCAGCGACGAACGCAACUGCUCGUGCGGUGACAAAAAAAGAAUGUGUGGCGUCGAAGACUUUACAAUGUCCAAAGGAAAAGGAUGUUUCCUGUUCUCCGAGUUCUGCGACGGCAAUCGUAAAUGCCGCAACGGCUACGAUGAGUCUAGGAGAGCUUGUGGUUGCGGGGAAGGUUAUUUUCAUUGUUCAAUGUCUAAGCUCUGCAUAAACGAGACGCUGCGAUGUAACGGAUGCCGUGACUGUGGUGAUGACGAUGGUUCCGAUGAAGAAUAUUGUAGCCCAGGAAAAACUAAAAUUCAAAUUUUGUGCUCCGAAAACGAGAAGGAUGUUGAAAUGCUCUCCACCACCCAACCCAUAGCAUGCGGUGAUCACCACACUUGCGGAGACGGUCGCUGCAUCAGCAAGCACGAGGUAUGCGACGGCAGCUCCGACUGUGAGGAUGGGAGCGACGAAAGCAACUGCUCGUGUCCUGCUGGGAAGCGGGCGUGCGGCGUCGAAGAUGGCGCGCCCUGCGUGCGUGCCUCGCAGUUCUGCGACGGGGGGCGCCAAUGA
This is a messenger RNA of Hyalella azteca, 1282 nucleotides long. RefSeq names its product very low-density lipoprotein receptor. Gene Ontology annotation, molecular function: protein binding. Bases 137 to 1282 code for a protein of 381 amino acids. Gene Ontology annotation, cellular component: plasma membrane. The transcript has 12 exons. Lineage: Eukaryota; Metazoa; Arthropoda; Malacostraca; Amphipoda; Hyalellidae. The record is from RefSeq and is a predicted model, not a curated record.